AUGGAUAACGUGGAGAAGCAGAGAGACGUCGCUCAAAUCCUGCUCACAAAGUCUCUGGCUGAACGUUUGAGGAUCAUCUCUAGCCUGGACCCAGUCCAAUGGACAAACGGUGCCGUUUACGCCGUUAUGGAGCUCUUUCUUUGUCUCGUCCUCGUUGUUCACGUGAUUCUCGCAAGGAUGGUGUCUCCAGCAGUGACGUCUCUAGCCGCCGUCAUCCCGGUUUGGCAGCUGGUUCGACGGUCCGGUUGGCGAACCUGGUUCAAGGUUGGCGUUUGGUGGUGUGGUAGUGGGGGAGGGGGAAGAGACCGACGACGGGGUUCUCGAAUGGGACGUGCUGAUGGGACAGGAACCAGGAACGUCCGAGCGGAGCUUCAGCUCAGGUUUGGGGGCUCAGUGGAGUCGGCAUCCCUCGGCAUGGCUCGUACGGACGAACUCCGAUUUCUUUCUGCGGCUACGAAGUACGGAUACCAUCACAUCAUUGACGCCGGGAAUCUGUCAAGAUGA
Colletotrichum phormii is the source of this 504-nucleotide messenger RNA. RefSeq lists its product as uncharacterized. Bases 1 to 504 code for a protein of 167 amino acids. The transcript has 2 exons. The record is from RefSeq and is a predicted model, not a curated record. NCBI's taxonomy places the organism in Eukaryota, Fungi, Ascomycota, Sordariomycetes, Glomerellales, Glomerellaceae.